Molecule: messenger RNA, 6853 nt
Organism: Cydia strobilella
Lineage: Eukaryota; Metazoa; Arthropoda; Insecta; Lepidoptera; Tortricidae
Gene: IntS3
Product: integrator complex subunit 3 homolog
Exons: 5
Coding region: 168-3170 (1000 amino acids)
Cellular component (GO): cytoplasm
Source: RefSeq, a predicted model, not a curated record
CGGUACUUUUUGACAUGUUCAGGUUUUGUGACAUAUGCACGCACACAUUCAUGGCUGUGAUUGUAUUGCUUGUACUUCAUAAAUAUUUUUCGCCUACGACAGCCAUGCAGGAGACAUCCUGUGCUAGAUUUUUAACUAAAUAAGUAGUUAUAAAAAAAAUACAAAUUAUGGAGCAGGCUAAAUCUAGUUCACCUAAACUUUUUAUGUGCACCGCUAUAGAAAACAAGGAUGAAAUUGAAGAGAGAUACGAGAGAGCCUACAACUUCUUCCAAUCCCUCGUAGCCGACUGCAGUGAAAAGGAAACACAUGAUGCACUUAAUAAUGCGGUUUGCAAAAAUCAUGAGGAGGUGUCCCUUGGGAUGCUGAUGUCCAUAUUGACAGAGCCCCACAACGCUACGAAGUGCUAUCGAGAUCUAACGCUAGUGACCCGCGAUGGACUCACGUGUGUGCUCAACAAUCUAUCCAAUUUGAUUCUGGAAAGGUAUUUAAAGUUUCAAGAUACUACUCGAAAUCAAUUACUAUGGCUGGUGAAAGAAAUGAUACGGAAUUCCGUAACUGGAAUAGACAGCGUGUGCUGGAACUUAAUGCGAUAUGCUUCUGGGGGUGAUAUUACCCCAAAGAACAUAUUGUUAGUAGAAUCUCUAUUGGAUAUUUACAUUGAGAACAGAGCAUGGCUGGACAAAUUUCCUGUACUUAUUUGUAUGGUGGUGUACACAUAUUUACGGUUAAUAGAAGACCACAAUAUUCCACAACUCAUGGUCUUAAGGCAGAAAGAAGUGAACUUUGUAAUUUCUCUAAUAAGAGAAAGAUUUGCUGAUGUUUUGACAUUGGGACGAGAUAUGAUCCGAUUGCUGCAGAAUGUGGCUCGCAUUCCAGAAUUUAAUCAACUAUGGCAGGAUAUACUAACAAAUCCAAAAUCUCUGUGUCCCACUUUUACUCAUGUCUUGCAAAUUCUACAAACAAGGACCUCCAGAAGGUAUCUACAGUCCAGGUUAACACCGGACAUGGAACGGAAAUUAGUAUUCCUUACAUCUCAAGUAAGAUUUGGUCAUCAUAAGAGGUAUCAGGAGUGGUUUCAAAGACAGUACCUUGCUACACCAGAAUCACAAUCAUUACGGAGUGACAUGAUACGAUUCAUUGUAGGUGUGAUACAUCCAACAAACGAACUUCUUUGUUCUGACAUCAUUCCGAGAUGGGCUGUUAUUGGAUGGCUAUUAACAACCUGCACGUCUAAUGUUGCCGCUUCCAAUGCCAAAUUAGCUCUAUUCUAUGAUUGGUUAUUUUAUGAUCCAGAAAAGGACAACAUCAUGAACAUAGAACCUGCAAUAUUAGUAAUGCACCACUCUAUGAGAUCACACCCAGCCGUCACUGCCACUUUGUUAGACUUUUUAUGUCGAAUAAUCCCUAACUUCUAUCCGCCUUUUGCUGAGAAAGUUAAGCAAGGAAUAUAUAGUUCCCUUCAGCAGAUCAUAGAAAAAAGAGUGCUGCCUAAUCUUCAACCAUUGUUCGAUUCUCCUAAGUUGGAUAGAGAAUUGCGAACAACAGUGAGAGAGACUUUCAAAGAGUUCUGCAGCAAUGGUAAUGGGGAAGGUGCUUCCGGGGUGCUGGCGGAGAGUAACGAGGAGAUGCCUAGAGGUCCGGAUGAGCCUGCAUUCUCAGAUGAUGAAGAAGACCCCUUGCCAAUUAUAGCUGAAGAUACAGAUGACGAUGACUUACCCUUGUCUGAAGUACGUGCGCGCGAAAGACCUGAACUAGCAGCUGCUUUGCCUUUGAGCCUGCGGCCUUUAGCAGAAACUCUUCUAGACGACCGCUCCGCCGCCGCCGCGACCGCUCUGCUGAACGCUUGCAGCACAUCAAUGCCAACAGCUACGGCUCUAGCUGAUCUUUUUACAGCUGCAAGUCAGGAGGCGCCACCGUUAAAAAUCAGCGCAGACCCUACUCCAGCUGAACUAGAAAUACAAGUUAACACGCCUAUUUUCGCCAUGUUCAACUUCCUUUCCAAAAGCAGCGACGGAGGCGAGACUAAACGCAAACUAAUACUUGAGACAUUCAAAGAGAUUCGAGCUCAGAACGCAUUUCACGGAGCUGGAUACAGCCUUUUAUUUUACUUGAAGGUAUGCUUCGAGCGCGACCGGCGCGCCGAACAGGACCUCGGGAAAAGGAGAAACGUGAAAUUCAAGUCAGAAAUUUACCGAGAUUAUUGUAGUUAUUUGGAACUUAAGAUUGGCGACAGUUUGGCGGACGAUUUUGAGAAAUGUCAGGAAUGCGACGCUAACGCUUUAGUGUGGUUAAUACCGGACGUGUACAGAGAAUUUAAAGAUCAGGCUCAAAACCACAUUAAGUUAUUGCAUGUGAUAGUUUCUACUUUAGAUGCUGGGCAGUUACAGCGCCUCGUAUGUCUAACGUUGCAGAACAAUUUGAUGAUGUUCAAGUCUGAUGACAUCACGAUGAUGUUAUUGACAAGUUUGGGGUGGGAGACAUUUGAACAGUAUUGUCUAUGGCAACUUUUGACUGCUCACGACAUUUCCCUUGAAGAUGUCUUGCCAAUUAUCCCGAAGUUGUCUUAUAAGGAUCAUGCGGAAGCAUUGACAUCUGUUUUACUAAUGUUGAAGCAAGGAAAGCCAAGCGCAGAUGUGCUGAGACAACUGUUCUGUAGGGUGGUGCAACAGGAAGACACGUUUGUUGUGUCAACACUGUUGUAUUGGUGUCAAGAUUAUGAGGACAAGGUUGGGGAUUUGGUAGCGGUGUUGUUAAGCACGCGGUAUCCAGGAACAAGCCCCAACAAGAGAAAACGGCCCGGGAAACACAGCAUUCCACCGAAUGCCCCUCCUUCUGCUGAACUGGUCCUUGGACAUCUAGAGCAGAUGAGAGUGAACUGCGUGGAACAAGAUGAUAUGUCAAUUUUUAAUAUGGAAUGUAUGCAGAAAUCGCUACAGUUAGCUCAGUCGAAUAGUAGUGAUAGUAUAAGGAGACAAUACAGUGAUUUGUUUCUACUGGCAUGGGAAGACGAGUUGCCAAUCUCCAGACGCGCUAGGAAGCUAGUCUCCAAUUCACUGCCACUAUCACUAAGCACAAGCUUGCAUUCUUCCAACGACGAUAGCGAGGAAGAAGAGAUAGUGAAGCCAAAACAGGCAAAACGACGGAAGAAGGCUAUCUCCGACAGCGAUUGACAUAUCUGGCGUAAAAUGGUAACUUAAACACCAAAGUGCAACUCUACGAUACAAACCUCGUGAGGCCCACCAUACAAAGUUUCCCUAUUUUAAAUUUGAGCCUUGUUGUAUAAUAUAUUGGGGUGACUUUCGUUUGUUUUAGAAAACAAAAGAAAUGCAACUUUAUUACGUUUCUGAAAGGUUCAUAUUAGAUUGAAACAGGGUGUACAUUGUAAUGCACAUUGGGCCUCACGAGAAUAAAUAUUAUGUGUAAUACAUAAUUACGUUCGUUACCUUAUGUUAUCAUCCGGGUACAGUUCUAAGAAUUGUUACCUUUAGUUUUUUAUUAGUUUUGCCUUUUAAGUAAUUGUACAUUAAAUCCACACUUAAUAUACUCAUGGUUGUUGGUUCUUAAUGCUGUUGUUAGGCGGAUUUUAGUUUUCAAACAUUUGCCGAAACCGUAUUUCUUCAUCUUGUGGGUACCCUUUUAAAAUGCUGGUUCCGCCGUCAUUAUAACCAGCAUUAUGAUAAAGCUGUUUCUAUAUCCGAGAUACUAAAAUGACAAUGCGAUUGUCGUAACGAACAAGAAUGACGCCAAUGACCGGUAUAUCGGCACCGCAGGUCCAACGCCAAAGACGGAUUAAUCCGUCACAGACCACAGAGCAACAUAGACCUACGUGCAUGUGCAUAAAGUUUAAUUUCAGUUUUGACACUUCGGUGACGUGGCUUCCGAGUGACAGGUAUUGUGUUUGACACGGCGUCGAAAAGGUUAAAUACACGGUGGCUUAAAAAUGAGUGCAUUUCCGUUGCCAGGGAGGUUUUGGGAUUAUACUGAGCAACUUACUAUGGGACCAACCCAGAAAUCGCGAAAAAAAAUUUGGCCGUUUCAUACAUUUUGGCUGGUCCAUGUUCUAUGGGAGGGUAUUUUUUUUUUUCGCGAUUGCGUGGUUUGUCCCAUAGUAAAAGUUGCUCUGUAUACUCCCUGUCAAUGGGAAUGCACUCAUUUUUUAGCCCCCGUGUAUUAACCUUUUCGACGCCGUGUCAAACACAAACGUUGUUGCCGCUACUAAGUACUAAAAAGUACGGAAGCCUCGGUGGGCGAGUCCGACUCGCACUUGUCCGGCUUUUUUUAAUAAAUGGAACCAGGUGUCAACUUCGCCUAAAAAGGUACUUUACGAGUAGUAAUAAUAUUAUCGCAAACAUUAGUUCAACAAAUAUCACAAUAAAUGAUUGAGCAGAUCUGAAGGCCUACCGCGAACAGUUCGCAACGGGCAUUUUUUUCUGUCACUAAUGCCAAUUGGAGUAAAAGGGAAAGACGCCCGCAAUUUUCGAACUUCGGUGUUCGCGGUAGGCCUUCAGAUGACCAAAACUCACUUAUUACUACCACAAGUUCAGAGCCAUCGUGAACAGUACUGGGCGUUUUCUAAAAUAAAUUUUGGUGUUUGACGAUCCUUUUGUGAGUUUUUAUUAUUAAGUUUUGACAUAUCUAUAAUAAUUCAAUGUUUUUAAGAAUAAUAAUAACUGUAUCAAUAAAUUGCUCUGAUAUUUAGAUUAAGGUAAUAUUUAAAACUUGACAAUUUAAAAGUGCUUGUUGCUAGGUCUAUUUGAAUAAAGAAUAAAUUGAAUUGAAUUGAAAACCUGAUUCUUUCAAAUCUUGACAUUCUUGGGCUCAUUCUACUCAGAACUGACAGCAUGAAAUGAAAUGUAUUAUAUUUGUCAGAAUAUGGUACAUUGAUGUUAUCUUAAGUUAGAAUUAAUGCAAGUAAAAAUAGAUGUCCCAAAAUGUCCAUUCCAUUACGUCACGUUUUAGUGUGAAAAAAUUUUUUACUUGCAUGUGACGUACUUAGUGAAAAGUACAAUUUUUAUACUAAUAUUUGGGACAUUUUUUUUAUCAUCACAUCAGGAUUCAGGAUUGAAUAUGCUAGUGAUUCUGAGUUGAAAGAACCCAAAAACACCAGGAUCUGUGAGAAUCAGGUUUUCAUUUAUUUUAGAAAACGCCCUACUGUGUUACUCACAGAUUUAAUAUACGCUAGAUGACGCAAAUACCGCGAUUUGUAUUGAAACCAAGCGUGCCGACUUUUUCAUACAAAAUUUACGCAUAAUAUAAUUUUAAAAUUAUUUAUUUGUGAUAGGAAAUGUUCUUGCCUUUGGAGUGUUGCUCGCAAUUUUUGGGCUGUUGCAGUUAAUUAUUAUCCAACAAAGCAUUUUUUAAGUUUUCACGGACGUCCGGCUGCAACAACCGGCGGCGUGGACUGUAAAGAGCGACGGUCAACCUCGACGCUUGGUCGGGGUUCGGACGCGGAGUAGAUGCAUUUGCGUCUUCUAUGGUAUAUUUAUUUGUGAUGUUACUCAUCACUAUGCCGACCUACUACGCAACACCGUAUUUUCCAGCUACAUAUAUUACGAACGUAAUGACAAAAUUCCGAAGCAUGUUUGAGAAAUAAGUUUAAAUUUGAAACAACGCAUGAGUACCUGAGCCAUGAGUUGAAGAGGCAAUAUAAAGUGGAGCACGCUUUAGCGACGACUAAUCACUGAGGGGCCUACCGCGAACACCGAAGUUCGCAAAUACAUCUUUAUCUGUCACUCUAAUUACGCCUUAAUUGGAGUAAAAGAGAAAGAUGCCCGCAUUUUGGGAACUUCGGUGUUCGCGGUAGGCCUCCUGCUUUUAACGUGAACAACUUUGUUUCAUUGUGCCGUCUAGCAUAUAUAAAUAUGUGCAUUCGAAAACCAUUCAAUUGUAAACCUUGCGUUUAUGCAGCAAGGUUCAUUUUCGGUUGCACGUACCGAUUAAUGCUUAGUGGCGCUAUUUCACUGCUUUUGUGUUCACAGUUCGCCGCUAGUUCAAUAUUGAGAUUUUUUAAAUUAUUGCGAAUAAAUAUAAAAAUGAAGUUAGGUAUAAUAAAUUAAAAAAAGCAUAGGCUUUAACUUUGCCUCGUCUUUUACUUAAGGGGACAUUUUAGACCCCCCCCCCCCCCCCCCUAAAGGUGAGCCGACGAUCUGGUUGUGGAGUUCCUCAGUGGAGAGAACUCGAAAUGCUUUAAAAUCCUGAUAGAGCUGAUAAUACCUAUCCCAAACGCAGAAAUGACGAUAUGCAAAGAACUUUGACUUGAAAAACUUGUAGUUAAAAGUUUAAAAACCUCAAUAAGUGCUAAUGAAUGUGGGUACAGGCGGCCAACGAAAAUAUAAUUAACAGAGUAAGGUACUUCGAAUUCAAAGACACUUAAUAACGUUCUUUGAAGCAGGUUUCUUAAUGCAAAAGGUUACAAAUAUGCUCAACUUUUAUUAGGCUUACUGUACCUAUGUAAUAUUGAACUAAAGGCCAGGGCACACCGGUUGCGGAUCUAUAUAUAUUGUAGUAUACGAAUACGUAUAAGAGACGCCACAUCGAUUGCGUGACAUGUGCGUGCACGGCUCCAACAUUUUUCACGGCUACGCACACAGCCGGUGUGAACAGGCAAUAAGCAUUUAGGCUGAAUGUAAACACAAAAGCAUAAAGACAAUUGUAAUGUAAAUUCUAGCACAUCCGAGUAGUCAUAAUGUGUAAAGUUAAAUAUUGUUGUACAGAUUUUCUAUUCCCGUAUCAGUGUUGGACUUAUUUUAAGUGUAAGGGUAUGAGACCAAGAAUUUUAUUCAAAUGAUAUAUUGUAUUAUCGCAAUUUUCGAAUUACAUUUUACACUAGGAUCAAUAAAGUAUUUCCCCUUAA